GGGAGUGAGUUGCAAUAGAGCCCCCACUAUAAAAAUAAGAAAGAUGAAAACGAUGAGAUUAUCUGCAACGGAGGAGGAAAAAAUGGCGAGGUUUUCCGUCGGAGGAGAUGAAGACGGAAAUGAAGACAGACCCAGCAACAAUAGACCCUUGCCCAAGAAACCCAGAAUUUCCAGUACCAGUUUUGUUUCCCUAAACAGGCCCAGCGCCGACGCCAACGCCUCUAAUUCCGGCGACCGCGCCACCAUCUCCACAUCGACUGCUCCUCCGCCUGAAUUGGACCAAGACCGCACGCCGGAGGGGUCGGUUUCGGCAGAGGAAGAAUCUGAAGGGGAAAGUGUUGGGGAAUCGGACAAUUCGUGGUCUGGUUCCUCUUCGGAAGAGGAAUCAGAAGAAGGAGAAGAUGAACAGCAAAAUCAACGGAGCGGAGACGAGGUACAACCCACUGAAGCACGAAUAGACGCGACCCCAGGUGAAAAUGGUGCGUGCACUGACUCGGGCGGGCCUAGUGGGCCCAUUUCUGUGACCCUGACGGACCCGGACGUGCUGGAUUGCCCCAUUUGCUUUGAACCUCUUUGCUCCCCAGUGUAUCAGUGUGAGAAUGGGCAUAUAGCAUGUGGAUCAUGCUGUACCAGAAUGAGGAACAAAUGUGCAAGUUGCUGCUGGCCAAUUGGUUACAACCGUUGCAGGGCUAUUGAGAAGGUUCUUGAAUCGGUCAAAAUCACAUGUCGGAACAUGCCGCAUGGUUGCAAGGAGACAUUAAGUUACAGUAAAAAACUUGCUCAUGAGAAGACAUGCAAUUAUGCUCCUUGUUCAUGCCCUCAUCCUGGGUGCAACUAUGUUGGCGUCUGCAAAUCCUUGUACGCACACUUUGCUCUCCAACAUUCACAUUCUUCCAAACAAUUCCGUUUCAACUCUGCCACCUCCAUCUUAUUGGACACUAAUCAGAACCAUGUUAUUCUACAAGAAAGGAGCCACAGUAUGCUUUUUAUCCUUAAUCGUUCUAUCGAGUCUCGUGGAAGUUUUGUCAAUGUUGUUUGUGUUGCACCAGCUUCUGCAGAGAGAGCUUUCUUGUAUGAUCUUACAGCAACUGUUGGAGAGAGCUCAAUAAAACUAAGAACUUGGGCAGAUUGUGUGCCAAAAUGGAUGGCAGACCCUCCUGCAAAAAUGUAUCUUUUUGUUCCUAGAGAUUUUAUGAGUGGACAGCUCACAUUGAAACUUAGCAUAUGGCGGGACAUCUCAUUUGCCAUUUGACAUUUCCAGUUUGCUCUUCUUUAGACCCCAUAGUAAUUAUACAUAUCUAUCAGGACCGGUUUCAUAUGUAAUUUCAUUGUAACAUUAUUGUACUCUAGUUCGAUGAACUUUUGUGAUACUCAAUUUGUGACUUUGGUUGAUCUUCCUCACUGGAUUGCUUCCACUUUGGACCUUGGUGGUUUUCGUGUUGUUCUGUUCAUGUGUUAUUCGAGGUGUGCCCGAUUCUUUGGCU
Molecule: messenger RNA, 1484 nt
Organism: Sesamum indicum (sesame)
Lineage: Eukaryota; Viridiplantae; Streptophyta; Magnoliopsida; Lamiales; Pedaliaceae
Product: putative E3 ubiquitin-protein ligase SINA-like 6
Molecular function (GO): zinc ion binding
Source: RefSeq, a predicted model, not a curated record